Molecule: messenger RNA, 5571 nt
Organism: Mus musculus (house mouse)
Lineage: Eukaryota; Metazoa; Chordata; Mammalia; Rodentia; Muridae
Gene: Mrpl14
Product: mitochondrial ribosomal protein L14
Exons: 3
Coding region: 5053-5490 (145 amino acids)
Biological process (GO): translation
Cellular component (GO): ribosome; mitochondrial large ribosomal subunit; mitochondrion
Molecular function (GO): structural constituent of ribosome
Source: RefSeq, a predicted model, not a curated record
GAGAGGGAAGAGUGGGCGAGGCCUCUAAAGGCCCCCAGCAACCACUGUACUACUGUCUUGCCCGGUGCCUGCCUGGUGCCCUGCCACAGCCUUUGUGCCCUGAGUGGAUGAAGGGCAGGAGAGGAGGCAAGGGGAAGCCAGUUGGAGCCCUGGGCUCUGGAAGGGCUUGGGGACAAAGCUGAGCAGGGCUCUGGGGAGGUUCCCAGGCUGAAGAAGUGUGGCUGCAGCAGAGACAGCUACCACAGCAGCACAUCUCCCCCCGGCCCUACUCUGGGGCCCCUGGGGGCCCCUUCUGCUGACAACAUGGACAGUCUGCCUGGGGUAGGGCCCCUAGGGAAGAAAGGCAACCAGACAAAGAGAGAGAACAACAAAUCUAGAAGAGAUAACUAGCAGGUUGGAAGCAACUGUCUGUCCCUUAGCCCCUUAGGGUGACCUAGCACCUCUGGGGUCCCCUCCUCCCAUUCAAACAUCCAAUCACUCAGGGCAGGAGCCAGGAGCGCGCUGUGAGGACGUGAGCAUUGUUUAUCUGUUUCUCUUGGUCCAAAGGAGUCUUUGCAAAGCCUGCUUCAGAGCAGAGCAGAGAAUAACUCCCUGCAUGUGUUAUACAGGCUCCUUUUUCUGGCCCAAAGCUGCCUUUAAAAACACAUGAGUUGAGCCGGGCAGUGGUGGCGCGUGCCUUUAAUCCCAGCACUUGGGAGGCAGAGGCAGGCGGAUUUCUGAGUUCAAGACCAGCCUGGUCUACAAAGUGAGUUCCAGGACAGCCAGGGCUACACAGAGAAACCCUGUCUCAAAAAAACCAAAAAAAAAAACAAAAAACAACAACAACAACAACAAAAAACCCACAAACCAACAAACCACAUGAGUUUAAUCACUGAAGCAAGUACUAGUUAUCUAGUGUCCAUUGUUUUAAGAUGACAGCACUGGCUUCUCUUGAAGACAAGGAUUCAAUUCCCAGUGCCCACAGGGCAGCUAACAACUGUGAACUCCAGCUCCAGAACUGACACCCUCUUCUGGCCUCUGCUGGUAUUGCACCCACAUGGUACACAGACACGCACAGGCAGAACACUACUACACAUAAAAUAAAUACUAAAUCUUUUAAAACAAAAGAAUAGCAUACAUGACCACAUUUAAUCCUCAAACAUCCUGUCAUUUGAAGAUGUGAGUACUGGGCCCAGAAAGGCUAAGUACUUUCCCACAAGGUCUCACUGCCAAUAAAAUGAUAGAAGCUGGAAUUCAAACCUAAGUCAACUUCUACCUAAGCUGGGACCCUUCUCUGAACACAAAGGCACUUUGCUGAUAGGCCUAGAACAGGUGAAGGUGUAGCCUGGCCUCACUCUUCCAAUCUGUAACAAAGAAACACCAGGAUGGCUCUCCCAGAGAGGUAACAAAGUAUCCACAGUGGGGGGAGGGGGCACUGUCUCUGUCUCUCACCAAGGUCUCUUUAUGUAGCCUAGGCUGAUCUCCGACUUACCAUCCUCUGCAUAUAUGGAUGUUUCAUAAAUAAAAUGCUUAUUAUUUGUUCUUGGGCCAUGAAUACAAGAGCAGUCCAGUGCUGACAUAUGUUCAGAUUUGUAAAUAUGGUCAUAUGUGGGUCUUGUCUGCACAGGAUGCUAGAUUACUACAUGAUAGUGUGCAGAACUAAAGGGACUUGUGGCCUCUGAAUGGAGGAGUGUGUGUGUGUGUGUCUGUCUGUCUGUCUGUCUGUGUCUUGGUGUAUAAAUUAAGACACACAGAUGCUGAGGCUCCAGGACUGAUUAAUAUAGGUGUUUUAGGGAGGGAGACCCCAACUAGCCCUUCUCCCCUCCCCCUGCCCCCACCUUUUUUUUUUUAAUUCUUUGAGACAAGGUCUCAUAUAUUGCAGACUGGCUUUACUCUUGUUAUGAAGCUGUGGAUGACCUUAAAUUUCUGUCUCUACUUCCCAAGUGCUGGAAAUCCAACCUAGGGCUUCACGUAUGCUAAGCAUGUUAUCAACCAUGCUAUAUCUCCAGUCCUGACUUCUCUGAACUCCAGGAACUUCAGUGCCUAUUCCCACCCCUUGUCCAAACUCCUUCGAUGACAUCCUCCUGUUCCCAUCUUCCCUACUCUGAAGGAAGAUGGGACACUCUGGGAGCUUCUACAAGAUGUGGCUCUGUUACUGUGGGUGAGAGUUCCCCAGGAUCGAACACACAGAUCCUCCCCUGCACCCAAGGUGAGCAAGGCACACCCAGAUCACCCAUCCACAGGAAGGAAACAGGGACCUGAGAAGGGAGUGGAGCCAGGCAAGGUCACGGGGUAGGUAAGAGGUGGAGUUGGGCUGGUGGCUUUGCUGGUUGACUUCGAUGACUUCAAGUUCUUUAACUGUAGGGGUGGGGUUGCUGGGUUGUGUCAUUCAGGGCAGCUGCUUUCAAAUCCAGCCUAGCACUGGGGAGCCGAAGGAUAGAAGUAGCAGGUGAAGGUUCUCCCAACCUAGACAUACCCAGCCAGCUGUGAUCCCAUUUCUCUAUUUGGAUAAUGAAGUUUGUAUUGUAUAGGGAUGGGGGGCGAAUUUUAGCUUAACCAAAUCAAGGUUGUCAUUUCACUAAUAAAAACUGUGUUAUAGGUUAGAAGUUAUUUUUUGUUUGUUUGUUUGUUUUCCUUGUAGAGUUUAGGGCUUCUUUAGGUUCUUACAAAGCCAGUGAAUAAGAAAUUAACUCUUAGUAUGCCAUCCGGGCAUCGGUCCUCCAAUCUAUAACAAAUACCAAAGGUUUUGCUUGGCUUUGGUGGAACUCAGAGAAAGGCAAAGGUAUAUCAUUGUAUCCAUAGGUGGCUCCCUCCCCCAUCUUUUUAGGAUUUAGCGAUAUAGCCUCCUAGGCUUGAUUCCAAGUCAAGACACAAAUAAGUGUUCCACCACACCUGCCUGUCUUGCUUUUAUUCUGUCCCCGGCAUUACUCCAUUAAGCACCUUGCAAAUGUUGCUAUUUGCCACCCCUCACAACCCCAACAGGCCACUGACACACAGAGAAGGCAAAUAACUUGGGGAAGGUCACACAGCAGUCUGUGACAGAUCCAGAGAUGGGCGGAGGCAUUUCGCUGCUCCUGCCAAUAGGGCUCCUCCACUAGCAGGCUCGGAGGGCUGUCAGCACCAGCUCUGAGGAACGCCAUGCCCUAAAUCUACAGGUUUGCCUUUCGUCUUGCAUGGAGCUGAUUCCUAACUCAAGUGUGGGGUUUGUGGGUUCAAGUUCUAAGGCAGGGGAAGAGGACCAAGAGACCUAAGAUGAAGCACACUUGGCUUUUAUUCUGGACAGGGUACUUAACCAGCUCAGGGUCUUCACCUAUAAAAUAGAGACAACUCAACCCUGCGGCUGCUUGAAAGAUUUAAUAAAAUUAAAAACAAAACAAAACAACACAACACAAACCGCCAAAACUCUAUUUCACAGCGCUUAAAACAAGCAAGCGAGCAAACAAACAAACACAAACCACCAUAAGAAAGGCCCAGCUGUUGAAGGCAAGCAUGCACCUGGAAGAAGGAGGCAGGAAGAUUAGGAGUUCAAGGCCAAUUGGGCUAAAUGACAUCCCAAUCUCAAACAACAUAAAACACAAAAACCGCUGUUAUUAAUAAGGUAUAGACCCCAAGAGGUUGCUUUAGUGGAGGAAGGCUGGCUAAGACCAAAAUAAAGCAUGAAAGGAAUAGAACCCCUCAGUGGAGGAGGAGGGGGAGCUCCCUCAAUAUUAGGGACUCUGUCACCAAGUCCCAGAAUAUACCCCCAUCCACCUGCAGUAGGUGGGGUGGGACUCCAGAGGAAACUGAUAGGUCAGGAAGUUCAGAGAUGUGAACCCAUUAUAAUCGAUCAACUGUCAGGCAGAGUGCCAGGCUAUUUACCUGCAUUAAACUAUUGGAUCCCAAAGAUGCGCCUCGGAAGGAGGUGGUAGUAACUAAUCACACUUUUAGAUAGACACGGAGGUUCAGAUAGGUUAAGUAACUUGCCAAGGUCGCACAGCUCAAAGAACAGCGGAGCUGGGAUUUGAACCGGGUUUUCUGUUACUCUGCUGUACUUGGAAGGAAUUUGUACCGAUGCCAAAAAGGGGUUCUUCGCGACUUAUCACCCAUCUUCUGCCUCAAAACAUCCCCACCCACCUACUCGCUCACUCCCUGGCCAAGACUUCAACAGCAGGCCCCAGCAUGUGCUACCUGGUACAUGCCAGGACGUAGACCCUCUGGUACCCGGGAGGACAAAGGUGCUGGCAGCAUACCCACCACCUGAGCCUGGCAGCCACUCCCCUUCCCCUUCUCUCUUAUAUCUGGAAGGCAGAGGGCUGUGGUCCCCUCUUCAGGAGGCGUUGGGUACAAUCUCAUUCACCCGACUACUGCAGACCGGGAGGAGGUUCAGGGUCAGGGAGUGGUACUCGGUAGAGAGCAGAGCCCCAAGCCCCUCUGAGCAACCGGCCGCCAGACUUCCGAUCAGGGGACCAAGGCGGGUGGCAGCACAAAGCUCCAAGGGCAGCCAGCCCCUCUGACCUCUCUUCCCCACUUCCCGGGCAUCCUUGCUUUUUCUGAGCAACACAACGACAAGCUUUGGGACAGUCCGCACCAGGCGGUCAAGACGGCCGGGAGGGACAAAGCGCGCCCCCUCCCCCUCAAUAGGGCCUUUGCCUACUCCGGAUUCGCGUCUGAAUCUUCUCCCCACCGCACCCUCCAACGCAGGCCCGGGCGGCUCAUGAAUGAACUGCUCUGUGUGGGGCGCAGGAGAGGACAUGCUCCCCGGGCCGGCCGCCCUCUCCAGCCCGCAGAUCAGUCCCCACCAGGGUUGGGGCAGCUACUCGUCUGGUGCUAACACCUCGAGCCCUGCCCUUUGCCCAAGCAUGAACCCCUUGCUUGAGGCCGGCUUCGUCCCCAGCAACAAGAAAAAGAAUUAAAAAAAAAAAAAAAGAGAGAGACCGAGGGCAUUGGACUUGGCGACCCUAGAAUGCAAAACUCGGGGGCGGAGGCGGGUGGUUCCCUUCAGCGGCGCCGGCGGCUGGGGAGCAGCUGGGACCGGAGGAGGGCCGCGCAGGGGCCGCACACCUGGACGGAGCAGGUUUGCCGUCUUGGGAUCCCAUGGCCGCCCUUACUGGGCUUUGGGGCUCUUUUGCCCAUGUCAGCAGAGCAUUCAGCCAGCGCUGCUUCAGCACCUCUGGGAGCCUCAGUGCCGUCCAGAAGAUGACUCGGGUCCGAGUAGUGGACAACAGCGCCCUGGGCAGCACCCCAUACCAUCGGCCACCCCGGUGCAUCCACGUCUAUAACAAGAGUGGGGUGGGCAAGGUGGGCGACCAGAUCCUGCUGGCCAUCAGGGGGCAGAAGAAGAAAGCACUCAUCGUGGGACACCGCAUGCCCGGCUCCCGAAUGACCCCAAAGUUUGACUCCAACAACGUGGUCCUCAUUGAGGACAAUGGCAACCCUGUGGGGACUCGAAUUAAAAUACCUAUCCCGACCAGCCUUCGCAGAAGGGAAGGAGAGUAUUCCAAGGUCCUGGCCAUCGCUCAGAACUUUGUGUGAGCAGAGCGGCUCUGGGCUCCUGCCACACUGGUGACAGUGUCGUGGAGCAGAAUAAAUGUUUUAAUGUAUGUUUUCUUCCUA